Molecule: messenger RNA, 2058 nt
Organism: Apis mellifera (honey bee)
Lineage: Eukaryota; Metazoa; Arthropoda; Insecta; Hymenoptera; Apidae
Exons: 6
Coding region: 767-1864 (365 amino acids)
Source: RefSeq, a predicted model, not a curated record
CACUUUGUGCACUAGUGGUGCCGCUAUCGCGGUUCAAGAUGUGUCGUUUUUAGGUUUAUUUUUUGUGAAGUCAUGAUAUCAUGUUUCGACCUAUUUUUUUCAUAGACAUUAGUGUAAAUUGUGUGUAGAAAUGUGGAAAAGUAAUUAUUAAACUUAUUAAAUGUGAUUAGUUUAGUUAAAAGUUAAAUUAACUAGUGCAAGGUGUGACCGCGCGUGAUUCGAGAUAAUGAUAGCGAGCAUUAACGAACAGAGAAUCAUGAAUGGAGAACGAAAAGCAAAUAAAAAUACGAAUAAUUAAAAGUCAAAGGACAAGAAAAAUAUUUGUAAAGAUGCAAGUAGAAAAAAAUUUACAUCAUUAUUAGAAAUACUAUAAGAAACAAUAAGAGGGGAAAAUUUGUGAUAUAGAGGAAGAGAUAUAUAAAAAAUAACAGAAAAAUAUGAAAUGGAAAGAGAUAAACGAAAAAUAAUAAAUAGAUAAUAAGCAAAUUAUACAGAAUAAAUGAAGAAAAAAAUAUAUAUAUAUAUAAAGGAGUACUGAAUCGAAACGGAAAAAAGAAAAAGAUAAAAAUAUACUAUGAUAAAUAUAUACAAUAAUAAGUGAAAGACAAGGAAAUAGAAGAAAAAGAAUAAAGCAGAGAAAAUAAAAUUUUAUAAAUAAAAAGAAGAGUGUGAAUAGUGUUUUGGAUUAAGUGCGAUAAUAAAAGAGGUUGUGGAAGAAAGAAGAAAAGUGCAUUACAUCCUGGAGUCCGAUGUUCAGAGUCGUACGAUGGCCGGGGCUCUAUCCGAGAAUGCCCCGAGGCCUAUUAGUGUCGUCGCAGUAAGCGGUGCAACAAUUGAUAAUGCAAGAAGUAACUACUUUAAUAGAUCGCAGGAAUCUCGUGACAAUGCGCGGUCUUUUACUUCAACGGAAGCACAAACGGAACUCCCAUUGCAAGGUGGUUCAGAAGCGCUCGAAGAUUUCGAUGGUGCUCGCGGUGCUCGUCGAAGAGAAAGACGAAUGCGAAGACAACACCGUCGAGCUUUAAGAUCAUGUUCGAUGCCACCAUCUUAUCCUGGGACAUCAGCGGGAUGUCAGGCAUCUUCAACCGCUCCUGGAGUACCGCUAGUUACUCCUACUAGAGGAUUUUUACAUCUUCCACCUCCCCAUUUGGGUCUUAGAGGUCUCAGUCUUGGUCUACCAUUUCCGGUCUCGACUAGCGUCUCUCCAUUUGGCCGAGACGCAGUACCGAAGCAAUGUUGUGGCCUCGGCUCCCCUCCUGUACGCUGGUCCAUCCUGAGUGUCGGCGUAGUUGGUCUAGUGUGUGCGGGUGCUGGUGCUCUACUAGGGGCCCUCAGGGCUUCUGGCCGCGAUCACAUUGCUGUUGCACUUCUUAUGAUCGGUAUAGGAGUGGUUCUGGUAACGGUAAGCGCUGUAGCGUGGCGAGUGACCAGUCGAGAAAAUUGCAGCAGUUUCUUUGGUUUCACGGGAAUCUCAAGCAGAAUCCCGCCAGCGAGGCCAAUCCAUCCAUACGCUGCCAUGAUUUAUCCGGAAUUCCAAUUUAGAACGCCACCUCCGAGUUAUCAGGCAAGCAUGCAAGAAUAUAGACUUAGACUGCUCCUUUUGGAUCGAUUGCAGCCAACAACAUCUUCACCUCCACCAACUUACAGAUCGAAUGCUGGAAGCAUUGUGAAUCCUGGCACGAUUAGAGAAAGCAGACCGCCGAGCUAUUGCACUAGAUCGAAUGUUGCAUCAAAUACGAAUGUCACGCCAUCGAAAAAGGAUGCGAAUCUCGUUAGAAUCGUUCAAACUGAAUCGGAACCAGUAAUUUUGAACGGCGAUCAAACGCCUCCAGUAGCUGCUGUUGAGGUGCUCGCACAUCUCUGAUUUAUUUUCGUUUUGAUUAUCGUUUUGUAAUUACGAUUUGUUACUGUCGCAAAAAUAUUGUCGCGAUUAAAGAUAAAAUUAUAAUCAAUAAUUUUAUAAAAUUUAUGAAUCACAUCGUGCAAUAUAAGUAUUAGGUUAUUCCAUAAGAAAUAGAAUUUUAAAAAUCAUUUUUCUUAAAAUAUAAUAAUAUUUAU